Molecule: messenger RNA, 1636 nt
Organism: Pyrus x bretschneideri (Chinese white pear)
Lineage: Eukaryota; Viridiplantae; Streptophyta; Magnoliopsida; Rosales; Rosaceae
Product: serine carboxypeptidase-like 18
Exons: 14
Coding region: 59-1447 (462 amino acids)
Biological process (GO): secondary metabolic process; proteolysis
Molecular function (GO): serine-type carboxypeptidase activity; acyltransferase activity, transferring groups other than amino-acyl groups
Source: RefSeq, a predicted model, not a curated record
UUCAAGUGCUUCUUCUGAGUAGUUCUUCUCCUGAUUCUCCUUUUUCAUAUAAUCCACCAUGUUUCUGCAAGUGCUUCUCCUUUUCCUCCUUUUUCACAUUUAUGUUGCUGCAUCAAGUUGGUCCAUCAUCAACUCCCUACCGGGCUUUCCCGGUGAUCUACCCUUCAAACUUGAAACUGGGUACGUCGGAGUGGGCGACGAUGAUGAUGUGCAAUUAUUUUAUUACUUUAUUGAGUCUGAGAGGAGUCCCGAGAACGAUCCUCUUGUGCUUUGGCUCACCGGAGGUCCUGCGUGUUCUGGUUUUCAUACCCUUGUAUACGUAAAUAUCGGUCCACUUUCAUUUGACUACGCACAUUCCAUUGGCAACAAGCCAAAAUUGAAGUUGAACCCAUACUCAUGGACAAAGGUUGCCAACAUAAUAUUUAUAGAUGCACCUGUGGGCACAGGAUUUUCAUAUGCAACAACUUGGAAAGGAUACAAUAUAAGUGACACGUCCCAUGCCGCACAGACAUAUCAGUUUCUUAGAAAGUGGCUUGUAGAUCACCCCAAGUUCCUCAACAAUCCACUCUAUAUUGGUGGAGCGUCUUAUUCAGGCAUAGUCGUUCCUGUUGUUGUUCAAGAAAUAGCCGAUGGUAAUGAAAAAGGAGUUGCGCCAGCAAUGAACCUUAAAGGGUAUGUGCUUGGCAACCCGGCGAUACAUUCAGCACACAGAUAUAGGAAUUAUGUUGUACCCUUUUCUCACUUAAAAGCACUAAUAUCAGAUGAACUAUACCAGUCAACUAAAACAAACUGCAAGGGAGAGUAUAUCGAUGUGGAUCCAGACAAUGACUCGUGCCUGGAAGACUUGGACCUUGUCAAAGAGUGUGUCAAAGACAUAAAUGACGUGAAUAUAUUGGAACCAAAAUGUAUUGAUUCAUCCCCAACCCCGAACCAUCUCAGUAAUGACUCUGUAAAACUUCUCCUUCCUUUUUCUCAACUUCCAAGGCAAUGGUGCCGGAAAGACAACUAUAUCUUCUCUGAUAUUUGGGCAAAUGAUAAAGCGGUUCAGAACGCUCUCCACAUUCGGGAGGGGAGUAUUGAGGAAUGGGCGAGAUGCAAUACGAGCGUACAAACUUCAUUUAUACAUGAUAUUGCCUCUAGUCUUAUUUAUCUUGAAAACCUCAUAAAACAAGGCUACAGAGUUCUGGUGUACAGUGGAGACCAGGACAUGAAUGUUCCUUAUAUGGCUACAACUGCUUGGAUAGAAUCUCUGAACUUGACGGUUGCUAGUCACUGGAAACCAUGGCUCGUCAAUGGACAAGUUGCAGGAUACCGAGUGCAGUACACACAUGAAAGCUACCAGUUGACACACACAACUAUAAAGGGAGGAGGCCACGCAGCUCCGGAGUACAAACCUGAAGAAUGUCUUGCUAUGGUUAGCAGGUGGUUCGCGUACUAUCCUCUCUAGUCAGUAAUUUGAGAUUACCAGUCAAUCUAUUGAAAGAUUAAAAUUGGACUUAGCUUUUUUUUCCAUAGCAACAUUUUCAUCCCAUGUUGUACCUGCAAAAGUUCAUUAAUCAAUGUUGUACUAGUGCAUCCUCUUUAUCGAUAUAUACUGGCAAUUUAAGUAGUACCCAAUGCCAAGGUGUUUCAUGUA